AUGGUCGCUACUUCCUCCAGUUACCCUCUGGUGGCGAAGUGGAGGGUGGAGGUGGAGGUGGAGGCGGAGGCGGAGUGCGCAAAUCGUUUGGAGGGAGAUUUGUUUAUAUCGAGCCUCACAUUAAUGGAAAUUGGAUCACCCCCACCGCCGAACUGUGACAAUUAUUCUUCAUCUGAUGAAAGUGUUGAUAAUACAAAUUGUGGAGAUUUACAUACCCCUGAUUGCCCUAACAAAGUGAAACCCUUUGUUGGUCGUAACUUUCCCACAUUGGAGAAAGCAAUUCAGUUUUAUGAAAAUUAUGGUCGACAUGUUGGUUUUGAUACCCUCAAGUGCGGGUCUAAAAAAAUUGGUCAACUCACCAUAUGGUUUUAUAUGGCGUGUAGUAGAGAAGGUGAAAAAAGAGUGCAAGACAAGCAAGCUAGACGCAGACGUAAAUCCAAGAAAUGCGGCUGUAAAGCUAGGGUUGCCUUCAAGUUUGACUCCGACAGAGGCUACGUAAUCAAGAAUUUGAAUGAAGAACAUAAUCAUCCUAUGGUGCUUCCAAACCACCAGAAAUUCAUGAGACUCAAUCGCGUUCUUGACGAUGUCCACCAAAAAUUUAUUACCGAUUGUGCUGGUGUCAAUAUUGGUCCAUCACUAACAUUUAAAUUGUUGACUGAAUUGAUGGGUGGAUAUGAGUCAGUCGGGUGUACUGUAUUGGACGUUCGCAAUUACACCCGAGACAUUAGGAGAUAUGCUGAAGGGCAUGAUGCUCAGAUGAUAUUAGAUGAGCUAAGGAAGAAGAAGAAAAGUUGUGAUGCCUUCACGUAUGAAUAUAAGGUCGAUUCUAGUGAUAGAAUGUUGAUGGAGUACUCUAUGAUAUUUGCUCCGUUCACUGGUAAGGACAAUCAUGGAAGAGCUAUGACAUUUGGUGCAGGUCUACUUUGUAGUGAGAGUGCAGACUCUUUCUCCUGGCUAUUCCGGCAGUUUGUGAAAUGCAUGGGUGUAGCUCCGAAAUUGAUCAUUACUGACCAAGACCUGGGAAUGAAGGUUGCUGUCGAGGAGGUCCUUGUGAACACACGUCAUAGAUGGUGUAUGUGGCACAUCAUGGCAAAAGUUGCUGAGAAGGUCCCAAAAUCAUUGCUUGGUAAUACAGAUUUUAAGAAGGAGUUAAACUCAUGUGUCUGGUCCGAGUUGAUUGAAUCCACCGAGUUUGAAGACACUUGGCAUAAGAUUAUGGAGGAAUAUGGACUUGAAGACACGGAUUGGUUUUCUACAAUGUUUCGAUCAAGACAGUAUUGGGUUCCAGCAUACUUUAGAGACUUUCCUGCUAGUUCUUUGAUAAAGACAACCUCUGUUUCUGAGUCGCAGAAUAGUUUUUUUACGAGGUAUAGCAAGUCCAAAGCUAACCUUGUUGUGUUCUUAAUGAACUUCAACAAUGCUUUGGAGGCUCAAAGGUACCAAACGGCAAAGCUUGAUUAUAUGGAUGCUAAUACCACAUCGACAUUGAAGACACAGUGGCCUAUUGAAAAGUAUGCUUCUACAAUAUUUACUGACAGUGCAUUCAAGGAAAUUCAAGAACAAAUAUUGGAGGCAUACAAUCAUUGCAGUAUUUUGGCGAUAUCAAAUGAAUCCACUCAUGACAUCUACAAGGUAUUAGAUCAUUUCUCAAACACAUGGAAUGUUACAUACUCAGAAUUGGAUUUUGCCUUUCAUUGUGGUUGCAAAAUGUUUCUGAGAACUGGUCUUGUAUGCUGUCACAUCUUCCUUGUGUUGAAACACAAAAACUUUAAGUUGAUUCCUGACAAUUUGAUUGGAGGUCGAUGGUUAAAGUCCCCACUAGUAAAGUCAGCUCAUGGUGUUGACUGUGAAGAUGUGAGUACUCAUAUCUAUGUGGAUGAGAAGAAGAAGGCUUCGUCUAUCUUGUUGGGUGAAAUGUUGUCUUUGUACCAAGCUGUUUCUAUCGAUAUUGAUCAAACCCAUGAAUUGACUUCUAUACUUCGUGAUGUAAGGCAGCAAAUUUUUGCCGAUGGUGUGGUAUUGUCAGCUGCACAAAAGAAGCAGCGUAUUGAGUCUUUUUAUGGUGGGGAGAAACCCCUUGUUGUUGAUGUUCAUCCUCCUGAAGUUGUAAAGACGAAGGGGCAUGCAAGUAGGCUCCAACCAAGGUUAGAAAAAGCUAUGCGGCUAAAGAACAAACCUGUGCGCCAAUGCAAGAAAUGCCAUGAGUGGGGUCACCACGAUUCAAGGAAUUGCGACAAAAUUAAAGAGAAAGAACUUCAGAGAUCAAGAAGGGAGUCUGAAAUUUGA
Molecule: messenger RNA, 2286 nt
Organism: Salvia splendens (bonfire salvia)
Lineage: Eukaryota; Viridiplantae; Streptophyta; Magnoliopsida; Lamiales; Lamiaceae
Product: protein FAR1-RELATED SEQUENCE 5-like
Exons: 5
Coding region: 1-2286 (761 amino acids)
Molecular function (GO): zinc ion binding
Source: RefSeq, a predicted model, not a curated record